Messenger RNA from Scatophagus argus, 1924 nucleotides. It is a transcript of the gene inka1b, whose product is annotated as inka box actin regulator 1b. The record is from RefSeq and is a predicted model, not a curated record. Lineage: Eukaryota; Metazoa; Chordata; Actinopteri; Scatophagidae. The transcript has 4 exons. Gene Ontology annotation, cellular component: nucleus. Gene Ontology annotation, molecular function: protein serine/threonine kinase inhibitor activity; protein kinase binding. The coding region runs from base 922 to 1812 and encodes 296 amino acids.
UUUGCUGCAGCAAAAAGCUCAGCAUCGCCUAAGACCGCUGACAGACCCUCAUCUGGUUCAGAGGGCAGAAUAAACACAGAGAUGCCUCACCUCUGAUCAGCUGUGAAUCUGUGGAGUCGUUAAUUGUGUCGGGAUUCAUUUUUCAAUCAAAUGCGAAGAAACAUUUGAAAGGAUCCUGAACUUCACUGAAGAUAUUGACUUACAAGCAAUGGCAACCAAGAAGAACAGGGUAUUUUAAAAGGUGCAGACUGACCACAGAGUCCCACUGAGGAUGUCUCUGUAUGACAGAUAAGUCUCCCCCAGGGGCCAAAUGGUUCAGCACCCACAGCUGUGAUAACAUCAUGGCUUUGUGGUGUCCCUGUUGCUCCAAGCCAAACACUGACAGGACAGGGAGGCUCAACAAAUAAAAUAUCAAUAGGAACUUUUAAAAAAAUCAGUAGCUCAGCUUUUUGCUGCUAAACACUUUUUUUCAUGAGGAUUUCUUCUUUCUGUCACAGGAAAGUUUUGUAAAUUUGCAUUUCUUUCUUUAAUUGUUGUAAAGAUCAUUUGAUUUAGAUUGAAAUGUACAAAUUUCACUUUAUCUGAAAGCUGGGAGAUGGUGUCAUUCGUAAUUAAUACAUGAUCAUUGUUUAAUUCCAAAAUGUUGCUGUCAUUUCCUGCCUUAUAAUACAGACCAGUCAACAUCCUGUAAGAUAGGAGAGUCCAGAGAGGAUAUGUGCCUCUGUACUCCUCCACGAUUCAGCUCCACUUUGUUCAAACUUCCCCUCGAGCUUAAGAAGGCAGGCAGAGUUUACCCAGUAUAAAAUCUGCAUCCUGUUAUCAGAGCCGCAGCUUUUUCGUUUUCUGAGACCAUAUGGACGGUCUCCAUAAAGCUGGUCUGAGCUGUGUUUAGGGGAUUCAGCUGACUGCCUCCGGGACCAGAUGCAGUACAUGAUGAGAUCCUUGCAGGACCUGAAGCAGAUAAGCAGGCCGAGGCCACUGAGCGAACCAUGUGUUCGGUCCUUUGCUGUAUCACGGCUCUGCAAACAAAGGGCACAGCAAGAGCGACUCACUCGUCUCCGUGUUUCUGAUGCCAGUGAAGCCAGCACAUAUGACUCUGCCUGCUGCCUGGCUAGUCCCUUGGAAGAAGAGGAAGAGCAGCAGGAGCAUGAACGGUUAGCACAACACUCUCCAAGCAGUGAAAAGAGUCUGGACAUAGAUUCAGGUUACUCUGAGGCUUCUUGGCAGGAUGAAGGUGUGGUGCUGAGGAGGACCAGAAAUGUGCGAGUCUCCUCCUCGGCGUGCGUCCGCACAAACAGAGGACCCUCUGGGCGAGUUCGGCCCAAAUCAACCUCAGACGCUUGCCUUGAGCGCUGGACCUCAUUUGAGGCCAGUGACCCAGAGGACUGGACGACAUUGCUGCUGAGCCGCAGCAGGAACAGACAGCCCCUGGUUCUGGGGGACAACAGCUUUGCUGACCUAAUAAAGAACUGGAUGGACCUACCAGAGAGUCCCGAGCCAGCAGAACUAAAGCCCAGUGCGGGCCGGCGCCUUGCCAAAGACAUUUUGGUCAACAUGCGCCGCAGACUUACAGGGAUGUCAAAAAACGUGGAGGUGAGGCCAAGACCAACAGACUCCACAAGGGUCAGCAGGGCUGCAGAGGUUCCCAAACGGAUGUCCUGUCCUGUGGGACUCCAGGCUCUCAAACCUUUCUUUCACCAGUCUCACACAGGCCUUCAUCAACUGGACACUGACUUCUACCAGUUCACUGCUCUCAUGAAAACAGGCAGCCGGCAGCCCAUCAUAUGCAAUGACAUUAUUGGAUACAUUUAAGUGAGGCUGCGGACUGACCCUUUUAUUAAAACUACAGUAAGAUGAUUCUAUUUUCAUAAUUUCGUUUUGUCCACAAAUUAAUACAGCUGAAAUAAAAAUAUCUGGAACUUAA